Messenger RNA from Corylus avellana, 2400 nucleotides. The record is from RefSeq and is a predicted model, not a curated record. NCBI's taxonomy places the organism in Eukaryota, Viridiplantae, Streptophyta, Magnoliopsida, Fagales, Betulaceae.
AUGAGACUCGUCUCCCUACCAGUUACAGUAGGAACGACUCCAAGGCAGUCCACAACUAUGGUUGAUUUCUUAGUGAUUGAUCGGCCGUCUUCAUACAACGCAAUCAUUGGUCGACCAUCCCUUAAUAAGUUGAAGGCUGUAACUUCCACUUACCAUUUAAUGAUGAAGUUUCCUAUUGAGGAGGGAGUAGGAGUGGUAAAAGGAGAUCAAGUUACGGCAAGGAAGUGUUAUAACAUUUCCUUGAAGAAGUCAGAACCUUCCCCUUUAACGGUAGGUAUGGUGGGCAGCCGAAGUAAAGUUCCCCUAAAAGGGGAACCUGCCGAGCCUUUAGAAGAAGUAAAAUUGGAAGAAGGAAAAGUAGUGAAAGUAGGAACGCAGCUCGCCUCGAAAAUCCGAGACUCUCUCAUAACUUUUCUUCAAGAAAUUAUGGAGGUGUUUGCGUGGACUCAUGAAGAUAUGCCGGGGAUCAAUCCCGAUGACAUUGUCCACCAACUCAAUGUGGACCCAAACAUAAAGCUAGUAAGACAGAAGAGAAGAAAGUUUGCCCCAGAACGGAAUAUGGCUAUCGCCGAGGAAGUGGAGAAAUUACUUAAAGCUCGGUUUAUAGAGGAGGUUUAUUAUCUCGACUGGUUGGCUAAUGUGGUGCUGGUCAAAAAAUCCAGUGGGAAGUGGAAAAUGUGUGUAGACUUCACAGACCUUAAUAAGGCGUGCUCGAAGGACAGCUUUCCUCUACCAUGCAUUGGUGCGCUGGUGGACUCGACAGCGAGAUACGGCCUGUUGAGCUUUAUCGACGCUUUUUCUGGUUACAACCAGAUUUAUAUGCAUCUAGAAGACCAAGAAAAGACUGCAUUCAUCACUGAUCGAGGCUUGUAUUGCUACAAGGUUUUGCCUUUCGGUCUCAAGAACGUCGGAGCGACGUAUCAGAGACUGGUCAAUAAGAUGUUCCGAGACCAAAUCGGCUGUAAUAUGGAUUUAUAUGUCGAUGACAUGUUGGUCAAAAGCAUGCUACCAGAAGGUCAUAUAGAAGACUUGCAGGAGACUUUUGGAACCUUAAAGAAAUAUGGGAUGAAAUUGAAUCCCGCAAAGUCUGAAGAAGUAUCUGACCAGCACACCUCUGUUAAGCAGAGUCGUUCCCGGGGAAGCUUUGUAUUUAAACUGGCUGUUUCCCCAACAACUAUAAGUGCGGCCCUUAUCCGAGAAGAAGACGGUGUUCAGAAACCGGUCUACUUUAUAAGUAGAGCAUUGAGGGGAGCAGAAGAGCGGUACCCUCAGAUGGAGAAGUUAGCAUUUGCGUUGAUUAUUGCUUCAAGGAAACUACGCCUGUAUUUCCAAGCUCACACUAUCAGAGUCUUGACCGAGUACCCAUUGAAGAAAAAAGAGGAAACAGGGGUAGUCUACGUAGACGGAUCAUCUACAAGGAAGAAUGGUGGAGCUGGAGUAGUAUUAAUCACCCCGGAUGGAGAAGAAUUAUGUAGUUCCCUAAGGUUGGAGUUCAAGACCACUAAUAACGAAACCGAGUAUGAGGCAGUUCUGGUAGGACUCGGUUUAGCCCGAGAGAUGGGAGCCGAUUUUGUUGAGCUACGGAGUGACUCCCAGGUGAUUGUUGGACACAUCCGGGGAGAGUUUGAAGCCAGAGGAGAUAAGAUGAAGCAAUAUCUGUCAAAGGUACAGGAUUUACAAAAUGCCUUUAGGAAAUUAUGUAUUAUGAAGAUCCCGAGAGAAGAGAAUGAAAGGGCGGACCAGCUGGCCCGAAAAGCAUCAACAGCAGUUAGCGGUGUUGAAGAACCUGAGGUACCAAUUCAGGUUUUGUCGAGACCUGCCAUACCCGAGACGGUCUCGGUCUCAGUUACCGAGACCGUAUCUAAAUGGCAGAGGAGCAUAAGGGAAUAUUUAGAACAGGGAACUCUCCCGUCAGAUAAAAAAUCAGCAACUCAAAUCAAAAUUAAGGCUGCUAGAUUUACCAUAAUUAAUGGAGUCCUAUACAAACGGGGCUUCAUGCUACCGCUACUCAAAUGUAUCUCAAAGGAAGAAGGAGAUUAUGUACUCCGCGAGAUCCAUGAAGGAAUCUGCGGCAAUCACUCGGGAGCGAGAGUAUUGGCACAUAAAGCAGUCAGAGCCGGUUUCUACUGGCCGAAUAUAAAUCGGGACUCGGUACAAAUGGUAAGAAAUUGUGACAAAUGCCAACGCUUCGCAAACAUCGCAAAGCAACCCCCAGAAGACUUAAGCUCAAUCUCCUCGCUACGGCCCUUCUCACAAUGGGGGGUAGAUAUAGUAAGACCACUACCUCGUGGAAAAGGGGGUAUGCGUUUCGCGGUUGUGGCAGUGGAUUAUUUCACAAAAUGGGCAGAAGUAGAAGCUCUAGUGAACAUUACGGCCAAGAGCAUCGAAAGGUUCUUGUAG